Molecule: messenger RNA, 1902 nt
Organism: Seminavis robusta
Lineage: Eukaryota; Bacillariophyta; Bacillariophyceae; Naviculales; Naviculaceae
Source: the annotation of a GenBank genome assembly
ACCAUUUUCAAGCAUUUAUUUGUUAGAAUUUUACAGACCGUUGACACCAAAUACAGACCGUUGACACCAAACCUGUCUUUUCGUUCGAACCAAUGACACAAGAAAGCAAGAUUCCAUUCCGCCGAGAGGCAACAACAGAGGCAACCACAGAGCAAUCAAAGACAAAGACAAAGUGACUACUACCGGUAGUACUGCAGAAGUACAAUGAGCGACUCUUCUUCCGACGAGUCCUCUGGGAUGGAGUAUGUGGCGGCUGCAAUGACCAAGCAGAAGAAGCAGCGAGCGGCCGUCGAACUUUCUUGUACUGGAAGUCACCAACAGCCACUCAGCAUCGACGACUCGGAUGCCUCUUCGGCGGCUUCCAUCUUGGAAGUGGCUCCACCCAAGAAAAAGGAAGCAGCUGCAAAAUCCAAGCUUCCAAAGAGCCGACUUCUCGAGUCAGAUUCCUCCGAUGAUUCCGACGACUCCCUCUUGAAAGCGGUUCCCAUCUUCCAGACAACCAAGAAAAAGAACACGACAACAACAACAACAGCAAAAAUUCCCAACAAACAGAGUGAGCAGCAGCGCAAACUAGCGGAACAAGAGCGCAAAAAGGCAGAGAAAUUGGCCCAAAAACAAGCCGAGCAAGCGCGCAAAAAGGCAGAGCGCGAACAGAAAAAAGCUGACAAAACAGCCGAGAAGGAAGCCGCGAAAGAAUCACGCAAACGACAACGAUUGGAACAACAGGCGGCACGUGGAAAUUUUGCCACUAGUGAAAUUGUCAUGCUGGUGGAUCCUCCCUUGUUGUCGUCUAAGGAUGCCUAUGAUUGGACCCAGCAUGAAGAAAUCACCACGCACAAUUGUGCCGUCCACGAGUAUCGCAGUGCUCUGGUGGGCAAUAAUAAUAAUUGUCAAGCCAUUCAAUGGAUUCGCAAGAAUCAUUUGCAAGGCGGUGCGGCAUCGGCUUGGGAUGAGCUACGGAAAAACAAUCCCAAUGGCUAUACACACAUGGAUCGGCUCGUCCUUGUCUUUGAUGAUCCCAAAGUCUUUAUUGAUUUGUUGCGCCGCACAAAACAAGACAAUGCGGAUGAUGAUUAUCCGAAAUUGCGACAAUGGCUAUUACAGCUGCAGCACACAUGGAAGGCGGCAUGGCCUCAAUCCACGCCGCGGCCUAGAAUUCUCUUGCUCCUACACCAGGCGGAGCGUGAAUUGGAUCGUCAAUGGGUCGAGUAUCGCAGAAAAACCAAGAAUAGCACCCGACGAGAUGCAGCGGAUCAAACGCCACCGGAUGAGAGUGACUUUCGUGACGCCAUUACUUGGUUGUUGAUUCAAUACCAAGUGGAAUGCAUGUGUUGCGACUCCCUCGAAGAAAUCUGGACGACUGCACUCAAAAUGACACGUGCGUUGGCCAAGGGGGUCUAUAAGAAGAUUCCCAUGACGGAACUGGAGUGUGUCAAACGACUCAAGCCAUCGACAGGUGACAAUGAUCAACCAUUGGUCACGGCAAAGGACGUCUGGUUGCGACAGCUACAGCAAGUACAGGGUAUUAGUGAAAACAAGGCACGAAACUUGGUGCGGCACUACCCCACCAUACAAUCCUUGCAUCAGGGAUAUGAAGAAUCCGACGAUCCACAGGAGUUGGUGGCGGGAUGCUUGCAUGCCACGCAGUACCAGCAGAAACUAUCCGAGAACGUUCACCGGCUCUUGACCAGCACCAAUCCAGAAGAGAUUGUCUAGUAGAUGGGUGGGUCUCUUUGAUUGUUUGGGCUGGAUUACCGGUACCGGUCAACAAUACAUGUACAAGAGUCAGUCUCUGGAUGUAACAUUUGCAUGAUUCGAUUAUAUAGAAUACUAUACUGGUAGUAAUGUCACAACAAUAUAAGGUAGAACUUCCGUAAACUGUUUACGGUACAUGCAUUGCUC